Molecule: messenger RNA, 9365 nt
Organism: Branchiostoma floridae (Florida lancelet)
Lineage: Eukaryota; Metazoa; Chordata; Leptocardii; Amphioxiformes; Branchiostomatidae
Product: unconventional myosin-IXAa-like
Exons: 49
Coding region: 447-7205 (2252 amino acids)
Biological process (GO): intracellular signal transduction
Cellular component (GO): myosin complex
Molecular function (GO): GTPase activator activity; protein binding; microfilament motor activity
Source: RefSeq, a predicted model, not a curated record
CACCCGACCCGCUGGUACCAUUUCCGGAAGCAGAGGACUGACUAUGGCUGGGUGAGGGUCCGGGACUCUGCAACAUUCCGCGAAUAAUCACUCAUUACCUCGCCAUACCUGCGAUAUCUGACGUCUCCAACAGCAGGGGGCUAGAGAAACUUAGACCCUAACGGUCAAACCAACUACCGACGGAUCAGCUUCCUCCCUCGGAGUGGAAUAGCAUGUAAAAAGUUGGGUACACGGCGAGGUGAUCUGAGGUUGACCACUGGGGCAUGUUUUUGGUCAUGCCAGACUGCAGCCAGAGAUUACCACUACUACCAGAUCCAGGAAGGAGUGACCCACCACUGACUGGGGCAAGCUGCACCCAGCUUGUCCAAACAAGAGGAAAUGUCCCACACUACUAGACUCUGCCAUGUUGCUGAAAUCUGUCUGCUACUGUAGAACUUCCUUCCUCCAUGGCCACCACCACUGACUCAGCCCCCAUGGCAAACCAGGAAGUAGCAGUAGAGGACAUGCACCCCCUGCAGAUCCACCCGGGACCCCUGGUGCCCGAGGAGCCCUUCAUCGUCCUGCAGGUCGCCAAGGAGACCACCGCCACCGACGUCAUCAGUCAACUGGUGUCGCAGUACAACCUGGCGGGCGGGGCGGAGAAUUACGAGAUUGCGGAAGUGUGCUACACGGGGGGACAGAACUGCAAGGAGCGGCUGCUGCAGAGGGACGAGUGCCCCGCCCAAGUCCAGUUGAUCUGGCCGCGGAAGAUGCCGACCACGAGUAACAAGGACGCCGCCAUCUACAAGUUCUGUCUGCGCGAGACGCUCCACGCGUUCUACAGCCGCUGGUCGGUCUGUUCCAGCACGGACUCCAUGAACGCGCUGAUGGCGGAGUACUUCCGCCCGCCGUCCGACAAGGACUACCCGGACCUGUGCCGCCUCCCGGACCUGAACGAGCACACGCUCCUGGACAACCUGCAGGUCAGGUUCAACCAGGGCAAGAUCUACACCUACGUGGGCUCCAUCCUCAUCGCCAUCAACCCCUUCAAGUUCUUCCCCAUCUACAACCCCAAGUACGUCAACAUGUACCAGAACCACAGGCUGGGCGAGCUCGAGCCCCACAUCUUCGCCAUCGCGGACGCCUCGUACCACGCCAUGCUGGAGCACCGCGAGAACCAGUGCAUCGUGAUCUCGGGGGAGAGCGGGUCCGGGAAGACCGAGAGCACCAACUUCCUGCUCCACCACCUCACGGCACUGAGUUAUAAGGGCCACGCCAGCGGGAUCGAGCAGACCAUCCUAGGAGCCGGCCCAGUUCUGGAGGCCUUUGGGAAUGCCAAGACAGCCCACAAUGACAACUCCAGCAGGUUUGGGAAGUUCAUCCAGCUCAACUACAAGGAGAACGGCACCGUACAUGGGGCCACUGUGGAGAAGUAUCUACUGGAGAAGUCUAGGAUAGUGUCGCAAGCCUCCAACGAAAGAAAUUACCAUGUUUUCUACUACCUUCUUGCUGGUGCCAACCAAGCUCUUAAAGACAGUCUAAUCCUGCAAAAGCCAGAGGAGUUUUUCUACUUGAACCAGACCUGGGUACCCCAAGCAUGCAGCAAGCUGGAAAACAAGAGCAACUAUGAGGUGUCCGAAGGGGAAGACCGUGUGUUUGAGUUCAACAGACUGAGACAGUCCAUGGAGAUGGUGGGGUUUUACUCGGGCACUCAGAAAAGAAUAUUUGCAGUGCUGUCUGCAGUCUUGCACCUGGGAAAUAUAGUGUUUAAUAGAAUAUUCCGAGAUGGAGAAGAUGCAGUUCAAGUGAAAAAUCCAGAAGAGUUGAGAAUAGUGUCAAAGCUGUUGAAGGUUAAAGAAGAGACGUUACUGGAAGCACUGACGUCCAGGACUACGAUAGCUCGGAGAGAAAGGAUCAUCAUCUCACACAGACAGGCCGAGGCUGUUGCCACCAGGGAUGCCCUGGCUAAGUCACUUUAUAGUGGAUUGUUUGACUGGAUUGUGCUGCAGCUCAACCAUGCUCUUCUGCACAAGGAGGCCAAAGGACAUCAUCAGGGUAACUGGAUAGGGGUGCUGGACAUCUUUGGGUUCGAGGACUUUGGACAACAAAACAGUUUUGAGCAGUUCUGCAUCAACUUUGCCAACGAACAUCUGCAGUAUUACUUCAACCAGCAUGUCUUCAAGCUGGAGCAGGAGGAGUACCAAAAGGAGGGUAUCCAGUGGAAGAACAUAGACUUCAUAGACAACACUGGCUGCCUGUCACUCAUAGCCAAGAGACCUACGGGUCUGCUACAUCUGUUAGAUGAGGAAAGCAGGCUGCCCAAUGCCACCAGUGAGACUCUCCUGACAAAGUUCCAUCAGCAGCACGAGGACAACGGCUACUAUGAACGGCCCCAGGUCAACGAACCCUCCUUUGUCAUUGUGCACUAUGCCGGCAAGGUCAAGUAUCAGAUCCAGGACUUUAGAGAGAAGAACAUUGACUUGAUGAGGUCUGACAUCGUCUCUGUACUGAAGAACAGUCACAUGGCCUUUGUGAGGGAGAUCAUCAGUACGGAUCCAGUGGCUGUGUUCCGCUGGGCCAUCCUUCGUGCCUUCUUCAGAAGUGUGUCCGCCUUCCGCAAUGCCGGGAAGAGAUGGAAAGCAAACCAAGGCAAGCCCAGACCGGCUCCCAGGGUCAGACCCAGUCCCCGCCUCCGCUCCACCUCCAGCCUGUCAGAGGUGUCUGACGAUGAAGAAGUGCCUACCAGUCCCCUUAGCCCUGCACUCCCUGAAGAUGACUUCAGCUCUCCCACAAAUAAAGCCCUGACCCCCAGAAGCAGCCCUUACUCCACCCCCGAGGCCGGCAGUCGCCACACCAGCACUGGCCACCCGUCCAGGAGAGAGAGCGGCUCUCUGUUUGAACAGGAGGGUCUGCUGUAUUCCACGACGGACCCAAACACCGCCAAGGUGUUGCGCAGAGCUGCCAACAUUCUCAUGAAGAACAAAUCAUUCCGUCAUGGCAGGCCCCACAAGUGUUUACGAGACUUGCGCAGUGUGAAAACCAUAGUACGAAGAGAGGGAAAGCCGUCGUCAACGCUGAGAAAAGCGCCGGCCACUGUCAGCGCGCAGUUCUCUGUGUCUCUCAGCAAGCUGAUGGAGACUCUGAACCAAGCCAAGCCCUUCUUUGUCAGAUGUAUCAAGUCCAACUCCGAUAAGGCCCCCUGCAAGUUUGACUCCCAGCUGGUGUUACGACAGUUGAGAUACACGGGGAUGCUGGAGACGGUUCGCAUCCGACAGUCCGGCUACAGCGUGCGGCUCACAUUCCAGGAAUUUGCUCACCAGUAUGCGCUACUUCUGAAGAGGGGGAACGAGAGUACUAAGGAGGACAUUGCUGAGUUUCUACAUUCUAUGGAGCUGGACGACAGACACUACCAGAUGGGAGAGUCCAAGGUGUUCCUGCGGGAGAGUGAGAGACUGAAGCUGCAGGAAGCCCUGCAUGAGGAGGUGCUGCGGAGAAUACGGGUCAUCCAGGUGUGGAUGAGGGGCAUGCUGCAGCGCAAGAUGUACCUGAGGAUGAAGGAGUCGGUCAUCAAGAUUCAGAGGAACAUCAGAGCGUGCCUUGCCCUGAGAAGGCUGCUAGCUCAGCAGCAGGAGAAGAGAGCGGCCAUCUCCAUCCAGAGCCAGUGGAGAGGUCAUAGGGCACGGCGGAAAUGUGGGGAGAUACGGAGGGAGAGACGAGCGCAGGAGCAGGCCACAAGGGAGAUGGAAGAGGCCAAGAGAAGGGCACAAGAAGCGAUAGAAGAAGAGAAGGCCCGACAGAAAGCAGAAGCUGCAGCAGAGAUACAGACACCCCCGCACAUCAAUGGUUCCAUCUCACCACAGCUGCAGAGAAAACUUGAAAGUCCCAAGUAUCGAGUCUCCCCAGAAGUCCACAGACCCCCCAGCCCUCCGCCCUUCUCUUUGAACCCCUUGUUGUCUGUCCGGACUGAUGCCAGCUUAUUCACCAGAAGAGCAGCCCAGUCUUGCUAUGUUGGAGUGCAAACUGGCACCUCUGUCAGUUACCACAGUCCAGAGUACCACAACACUCAAGGAUACCACGGUGCAAGACACCACCAUAGUCUUGGGUACCACAAUCCAAAACCUCGGGGUCUCAGACACCACGACCCGAGACCCCGUAACCUUGGAUACCGUUCCUAUGGUGAUCCUGCCUUGCACAGUUACAUACGCACACCAAAACCAUACAAACAGCAAGACAGUAGGAGACAGUACUCAAAAAGGGGUUCUGCAGAUGCUUUAAGUGCUGGUUCUGCUUUCAACGGGCAGCUAGAAAACAUACCAUUUAUUGACGAGGAUGCUUCUCCUGUGUCCCCGGAGCCAGACGAUACUGAAGUGAAAGCUGAAGAAGACAAGCCACUGCAGAAUGAAAGAAGGCCCUCGGCCUCUGGCAGUAGUAACUCGGGCUCUCCCAGGAGGAAGCCUCCGCCAGUCCUGCCCAAACCAAGUUCCAAACAUGUGAUAUCUUCACUGGCAUCUAAAGAGGAUAGUCAAGAACCCAGACCACGGUUGUCUUCCAGUGUGAAAGAUGUGGCCAAACAGUUUGAGGAGAGAAUAUCUCCUGCGGAGGAGCCCCCAGUGAUGAACAGGGCCAUCCGCAAAAGUGCUUCUCUUCCAGCAACAACAGUCCUAGCUGUGCAGACAGCUGAUGAAGAGGAGCCCGGAGCCGGACUCCUGGGGUCGCCCUCGUCCUCCACCCCCAGACUGACCUCCCCCACCCAGACCAAGGCCGCGCUCAAGCUCCACCUCUCCGAGGACAACAUCACCAACCUGGAGAGGGUCCUGUCCGAGAAGAAGGCCAAGAUUGACAGCGGGCAGUCCCCCCUGCUGGAGACGCCCACCUCCUCCCCGAGCACCAUCUCCUCGGAGAUACAGACCAUCACCAAGAAGCUGAGGAAGAAGUUCCUGGCGCCAAGAAAGAGGAAACCAUCCAACCUGACCUCAGACGAAGAGGACAGCCUCAAGACACCAGAGUCAAUUGGAGUGGCAGUGCUGCCGCCUUUCUGUCCAACCGCUGACGAUAACGCGCCGCCGCCGCACCACGACUUGAAAACGACGAGCCUGAGCAAGGCUGUUGAAUGUGGUGCAUGUGGCAAGAAUGUAGUCAAGGAGGGGUCAAAGUGCAACGUCUGUAACCAAGUGUUCCACGACCGCUGCUGUAUGAAGGCUCUGACGUGCUAUCCCAGCGGGAGCAGCAAACAGAAGAAACGCUCCAAAGCGGUGGCUGAAACGGAGAGGGUCCCCAGCCCCGCCACAGGGAUGAACCUUAAGGGUGCUUCUCUAGAAAACGUGCCGACCAACGUGGUCAUCAGUAAUGCUUACGACCUCAGGCAGAUUGAUGCAUUCCUCUUGAAGAAGAUCAAUGACAUGAAUCAAGAUGAUGGGCGGAGGGAUACGAUCGUGGAUGUUGUGUUCAAGAAGGCCAUGAGGGAGUAUCACAGUGACCUAAUCACCACGUAUUCUGCUGCAAUAUCGACCAAUGAAGAGGUGACCCUGCGGUACAAGGACCUGAUCUCCAAGUUUGAGAAGGUGCUGGAGAACGUUGUGAGUAAAGAGAAGACCAGUGCCAAAUUCCCGGUCACCCUGGGGAUCAACGCCUUCAGGGGCUUCCUGGACGAGUUUGUCAGGAACUACAACCCAGGGGAGAAGCAAGUCAACAAGACAAGCCCCGUUCGGUACAAGAGGAGGAAAAAGGAUGAUUCAUUUUCUUUCAAUGGUCACAGAUACGAGACAGUCCAGUUCAACAUUGCCACGUUCUGUGAGCAGUGCUCCAACCUCAUCAAGUCUGGGUCAAAGGGCAUGCUGUGCCAAUUAUGCAAGUUUGCUUGCCACAAGAAGUGCUACCAGAAGUCAGGACAUUUCUGCAAAGGAUUCCUAUAUAGAAAGAAUAGGAAUUCUGGCUCGUAUGAGGACCAGUACUUUGGCGCAGACAUCUCCACGCUCCUGCCAGAAGGGCGGAAGGUUCCGGUGCUGGUAGAGAAGUGCAUCAGCUUUGUGGAGAAGGAGGGGCUGUACACCGUGGGCAUCUACAGAAAAUCGGGCGCUGCGGCAAAGAUUAAACAGCUGAGGGACGCGUGCAAUGCAGACGUAGACGCAGUUGACAUGGAGGCCUACCCCAUCCAUGUGGUCUGUAACGUGCUGAAGCUGUUCUUCCGAGAGAUGGCCGAGCCGCUGCUGACCUACGCCCUGUAUGAAGACUUUCUCAGAUGUACAGUGAAGAAGACAGCAAGGGAAAAGGAAGCCAAAACACCUGAGAUGACAGAGGAGGCCAGAAGUGAAACAAUUCGUGCCAUCUAUGACAUCAUCGACAGACUCCCCAAGCCAAACCACGACACGUUUGAGAGACUGGUGUUCCACUUAGCAAGGGUUGCGUACCAUGAGGACUCCAACCUGAUGACUCCCAACAGCCUGGCUAUUGUCUUCACCCCGUGUAUCCUCCAGACCAACAAAGAGCUGUCCCCGCUGGAGAGCAUGCAGCACAUCUCCAAAACAACAAUGUGUUUGGAGCUGGUCAUCAGUGAGCAGCUGAAGAAGAUGCGUUCCACCCUGACAGACAUCAACACCCUGGAGUCUGCCGAGAUCUCAGCGUGCAAACGACUCACCACUCUACGCAGAUCCAUGCAUAACCUACAGGCCCCACAUGCGACCAUAGAGGAGGAUGACCUGGAGGAUGUGGCGGAUGAGAUGGAUGUGGUGGAGAAUGGGGAGGUGCAGAUACAUGUGCUGGAACAGAACAUCAGAUCACUGCAGGAUGAGAAGGAACAGUUGACAGCCCAGCUGCCCUGCCUGGAGCUGAGACACGGCAGCUCGGACGAUGACAACCUGAGUUCUGACGACCAGCUGUCGCACGACUUCAGCCUCAGUGAGCUGGACGCGGGGAACGAGGAGUAUGCCGUGACCUUUGACCUGCCAGUGAGUCCUCCCCAAGGUCUGGUGCACUUCACCAAGCUGCGAUCGACAGGACCGCGGAGGCAGCGCCCCGAACGGUACAGCAGUCGGAUAUUCCGGCGCCCGGCACCGUCCAAACGUAGCAGCCUGGCGAGCUCGCGGUCGCUCUCGCGGUCGGAGGAGGAACUGAUGAUCAUGUCGCCACCGGUGUGGAGAUGGGCGCGGGAGGAAGCGGUCGGUCCCGGCGGAGAAAUGCAGGUCACGGAGGGGAAAAUCUUCAUAGAGAGCGAAGCAAUUUAUGUGUAAAAACGUAGAUUUAAAGUGUCCGUGUUCAGCUCUUUUGUUUCAUGAGUUACAACUCGUGUUCUGUUGAAGACUUAGCUAAUUUAGUAGGUACAUGCACAAUCAUGUAUUUCAUGUGUAUUACAGAAGACACUACACAGGCAUUACUUCAAUUCGUAUGAGAAAGGAAUUGGUUCUCAUACUGUUGUGUAGCCAGCAAAGACCUAGUCUUUUUGUCAAGAGAGUUGCCCACUCAGUUCCUUCUGUUUUUAAAGGUAGUGACAAAAAUACCUAUUUCGGUUUUCUGAAUGUUGUUGAUUUUAGCAGUAUUGUGGGCGUCAAUAGCGAGCUGCAUCAUUCAUGUUUUGUGGCUGAGAAAGCCCAUUCGAUACAUUCCAUUUCAGAACAGUUAGUCAUCACCUCAAACACAAAAAACAAGUUCGGCUGACUUAAUGUACCAUUGACCACUUUAUUUUCUGUAGGAUUGAAUACUAAAAAUGACCUUAGAGUAGAAUUUGAAAACAGUAAAAAGGUCACAAUAAGGAAGGCUCAGAAAGGAGAUCAUGGGCAUAUAUUAGGAAUAUAAGGACAUAAGAAUAUGGUAAAAACAUACAUGAACGACAUAUUCAGUUGCUAGUACAUACAAUCAUCGGGAGUAUGUGGUAUUUCUACACAGGCAGGUGUUUUGGUAUUGACAUUUGUGAUUUUUAUCACACACCUGUACUAGUGAACCCUUUUGUUUGUGCAUGUUACAACUGCCAAUGUAGAACCCUUUUGAGACAUCUCCAUGUACAUGUAUGUUAGUUGCCAUUCCCAUAAAAGUACUUACACAGAAAUGUGUCUGGUUUGGUGACUUCAUCACAUAUACACUUGCAGGAACGUGUACUUUGGGACAAAAUAUGGAUAUCUAGCAUUGUUUGUUCCAUAAUUCUAUGUUGCAAGAUGCAUAUGUACAAUAUUGAGGACUUGAAUUUCUGCAUCUGCUACUUCCAAUGUAACCUUGAACCUGUAUAACAGGUGUGCCAAGAAGCUGACGAUUCUAAAGAUGAUUCUUCGCUGUUGUUCAUGUUAUUACUGUUCCGUUCUAUUCUGUUGGACCCUUUGUCUGUUGUCUUUGGUCAUGUAUGGAGCCAUUGCACUUAAAACAGAGGUACAAAAACCAGUUUGUAACAAAAUAUACUACAAUCCUUCGGAGCUUUUCUAAAUUUCCACAUUUUGAUACCUUGCUACUUUUGGUAUGGGUAACGAUUUUUGGUCCAGGGGGUUGUAUGUCACUGUCUUUAAGAUAUUUUUGUAUAAUUUGCUACUGUAGCUCUAAAAGCUAUUAUGUAGAGAAACUGCUUGAAAAAAUGUAUGAAACUUUCAUCAUAUAGUGAAAGAUGUUUAUAGAGAUUAUAAUGGCCAUGCAUGCACAUAUACAGCUUACCACCCCAUGUACUCUAGUAUUAGAGUGGUUAAGUCUAAAUUGCUAUCUGAGAAAAUGAUGUUUGAUUUAACCUUUAGCCAUCUAAGGGUGCUGCAUGGCAUCACAUUUCUGUUGAUAAGUGCAAGAUUUAGGUGCUAUAUGUUAAGUCACUUGUUGGUUCUUCAAAAUUGUACCACUUAAAAGUGAGUUUAAAAAAAUAUGUUCAUGUAUAUCGUCCAGAGCUUGAGAAAUAGUGUGACUAAUAGUAAUAGUAGAAAUUAGUAAAUUGCUGCCGUUAUUUUGUUUAAUGGGUCUAUGAUGAAGUAUAUAUAUGUAGGACAAGUACCAUGAUAUGAUAGUGUUCUCUGGUCGUAUACAACAUGUAUAUGGUUCAGUUGACAGCUUUCUCACUGUCCAUUAUAUAGAUUGCCUAUAAAAGAUAUAUAUAUAUGUAGAGAAAAUGUGAUCCUUUUAUGUUGUUUUUGUAGACGAUGCAAUGACAGCUUUUUUGUCAGUACUAAAGUGCCAAGGUGAGUGUGUAUCAAAAUGAGCAUCUUACUUAAGCUUUUGGUGCAAUCUAGUGGCAAAUCUUGGUAUUCAACUGGUCUCUAGUUCGUUCUAUGAUGUUUUUUGUUAGAUCUCAUGAACCAGACUGGUGUCUGUGUACUAUUCUAAGUGCCCUUUUGUACUAAGAUAUGUAAAGAAUAUGCUAAUGUAAAGAAAAAAUUGUUCUGCUAUGAGAAUGUAAUAAAAUGAUUCUUGGAUGCACAGUAUUGCAA